CCGCUCUAAACUCAAUUUUUGACACGUUGCCUUCCAUGUAAUACCUAACUGGAAAUUUGAGACUUUCCUCUGGUAAAUCGUACCUUGGAUUAUUUAGUAAUGCUCCCGAUAAUCGAGGAUGAAGUGAAACGUUUUUACACCGAGCUCAACUUAGAAAAACCCAUUGUACAGAAUCCAUUCAUUCACCGAUUAGUCAUCACUAGUUGGAAGAAAAAAAUUGAGGUAAGCCUUGCCUAAGUUAUUGCGUUACUACUAGGAUUGAUCUUUUCCUGACUACGCUAACAUCUCGUAAUAGUGUUUAUUUUGCUAUUAGUUUACUAGAAACAUAAAAAAUGAAGGUGAAUUUUUGUUGUAGCUUUGACAGUUUGUGCUUGUAAACCAUCGUAAUUGCAACGCUAACUCCUUGAAGUGAGAGAACCGUACAGUGAGAUGUCGUUAUGAGAUUCAACGUUGUCAUAACGCAAAGUUUGUCAACCUUUCCAACAUUAAACUACCUUUAAUGCGAGAGGAAAGAUUCUCGCUAAUUGUGUUCACAUUUUCGAUGUGUGAUCUCGCAUCAGUAUUCAAUUCGAAUGUCACCUGUGGACAUGAUUCGCUACGAACACUCGAUAUAUUUAUUAAUCUUUAACAAUUUUAACCCAAUGAAAAUUUGUACAGCUGUUAAUAUUCAACAAACAAUUUAGGAGUUGUUUCGUUUUCUAUUGACUUUUCAAUUUUCGUUUUACAAAUAGUGAAACGUCAUUUAAAAUACCCUACUUUUCGUCUGCAGACAAUUUCGCCUACAGGUUAUAAACAAUCUGCCAGUUUACCAUUAUUUAUGGUAAACAAUAGAGAUUACCUGUCAAAUGAGGCAUUUUAAUUUCUUUAACCCUAGAUCACAGAUAGGUUUUAUAAUAUUUAUCAUAGCUUGUUCUGAAGUGUAGCCGUCAACCUCUUCAGUUUGUUCUAAGGCAGCACCAUUUAAAAUAUGGUUGAGUACGGUACAUUGCCAGUGAUUUAAUACACUCUAGGCUAAAAAAAAAGGACUAGGUUAAAACGAUAUAUUUGCAUGUGUAUUAUAACAAAAGUAAACUAUUUUUUAUUCCAAAUAGUUUAGAAUUUUUAAAAGUUUAGUGUUCAUUAGCCCAGUGUUAGAAUCGUGUUUUAAUUAAGUCAUUUAUUGUUUAAACAAGACACUCAUCAAUAACAGUUCGGCAACUGAAGUGGGUAAGCUGUCUAACUAUUUUCAAUUAUCUUAUGUGAUUAGUGUAAUUAUCAUAUCUCUUGGUUACUAUGUAAGCUAUGGUUGGUCAAUUUAGCAGGCUGUAUUUCAGUGUACAGCAUGUUACAUUCAAAAGUUUAUUUGAAUUUCAAUCUUCCCCCUCUAUUUGAGAUAUAAUAAAUAUCUUACAAACCUUAUCUUCUUAAUCUGUAUUGUGAGUUACAGAACCUCUGCUCAGCUUUAUGGUCCACGGAUUCACGCUUGUGGCAUAAAUCUGAGAAUAAAAAAUGAGGUUCAAUAACUUACAAUUAACAAAUCAGUUUGUAAAAGGUGUUUAUUUAUCCACCUUUGAAAACAGGUCUUGAUUGUUAUUAGUUGUACUUAAUAAUUUAUUGAGAAUGUUUGAACUUUCAAUCCUGAUUCCACUGUUUUGUUUCUUUUGACAGAUUUUCCUAUGUUUGAUAUUCCUUUUCCCAAUUCGCCUUUUACUUGGUAUUUUGCUUUUUCUAUUUGCGGGGAUUUGGUGUUUUUUCACCACUGUUGGUUGGAAUCCGCAAGAUUUAAAGACUCCCUUAACCCCACGGAGAAGGUACUUACAAAUUGAUUGUAAACUCCCAAGAUCAUUUAGUAGUUCACCUUACUGUCUGCCAUGCAAUUAUUAUAAUGUUAGAUUGGAGAAUUUGGUAUUAGAUCAAUAAAUAAUCCCCAUAUUGAUAUUUCUCUGUAUUCUCAACACUCAUUUGCUUGAUAUUGUAUUUAUAUCGUAAGGAGAAAUUCUCUCUUGGUCACACAUGGGAGUUGAAGGGUUAACAGGAAAUGCCUAACUUGAUAUUCCAUGCUCUUUAAUACAAUGGCUGCACAUAUAAGGCAUAAUUUAGAUGGAACAAACCCAUUUUUUAAAAUUUAUUAUUAUAAACCUCAUUAAAGUGAAUGUCAUUUCUCCUUGAAAUAUCAGAUGGAUGAAGGACUUCCUUCCCAUUAUUGUGCGUUCAAUAUUGUUUGCCCUGGGCUUUCACAGAGUGAAGAUAAAAGGAAAAUUAGCUCUCCCAUCUGAGGCUCCUGUGACAGUGAUUGCUCCUCAUUCUUCCUUUUUGGACAUCCUGUUGUUGAGUAAAUAUGGAAAAGCUCCAUCAGGAAUUUCAAAAAUGGAAAAUCUCAAUAGCCCCUUUCUUGGAGGUGAGUUUGUUAGCGAAAGUCAUGAAUUUCUAUGCAUCAAUAGUUAAAUACAGAUAAAAAUACUCUUACUUACCAGGUAAAAAAUUUAGCUUUGUUUGUUUUUAGUGAUUUAGUUUUAGUGUUUUAUUGUUAGUUAGAACUGUAUAGUUAUUUGAUUAAAUUAUGUAUUCUUAACUUUUAUUACAAAUGUUGUUAAAAAAAAAAAAAAUUAAAAAUUAUAUCUAAGUACUUUAUGAAACACAAACUAAGUGAAAUGUGACUAUGAUGUUCUGAACAAUUAUCCAAUUUCUUAUGUCUUCUCAUGAACUCUCUUUGAAUCACAAAUAGUUCACAUUUGCCUAAUGUAUUAUUUAAAAACUUUUAGUGAAGUGAAUUGAUUUUAAAUAAUGUUAUGACAAUGAUUAAUAGACCUCAUUUAUCCUCCUUCAGUUAUACCUAUUAUAUGCCUUUUAACUUGAUUUGCUCUUACUGUCUUAAAAAGGGUCCCUUAAGAUUGAAGGCCUUGAGCAAGGCAUAAUUUUCACUAUAACCAGUCUGCAUGUAUGUUAUUAUUGUUUUCAAAUCUUAUUCUAAAAUCUCUGUCUAAGAAGUUAGAGGAGGCUCACAAAGUUGACAUGCAACAAUAAUUUCAUCAGGUGGAAAAAUGAACCUUUAAUUUCUCAAAUAAGGUCUGGGUUUUAACACCUAUUAAGGGGCACUCCUCUACCUAAAUUCCCCUUAAGUAACCUUCCCCUCAGGUCAACAGUUAUAGCCAGAUUUCUUUUUUUCAGGUUUUUUUCGAUGCCUUGAGUGCAUUGGUGUUUCAAGAGAUAUCACAAAAUCCAGACAAACAGCUGUCAAGGAUUUACAAUACAGAACAAUCACUACAAGAGGACAGUGGCCACAUAUAUGUAUUUUUCCUGAAGGUAAUAUUUACACGUACCAUUGUCAAUCAAGAUAAGAUUGCCUGGAUGAUUUAAGUGAUUCAGUUUAUAAAGUUAGAAAGAAUUGUUGCUUGUUAAGGAUAUUCAUUUUUAAAUAUGUUACUAGUUGGUGUAUUCAAGCCUUCAAAAUGAAACGAAGAACAGUUAACGUACAAUGUUGUUCAUUUGGACUGCCUUAUCAGUUCUGUCACAUUGAUCUUGGUUUGAAACCUAACAAAAGCAGACUUAAAAUACAUUUAAGUUCACAUGGCCACCAGGUGGACAGUCAGUCAUGGUUUGAUGCUACUUCAGUUUACAGAUUUAAUGAAUGUAACUGAAGAAGUUACUAUUCAUAGACCCAACAUUUUGACACUCCUGUCUGGUGCCUUCAUAAGGGGUGAUCUAAACACUGCAACAAGAGGUCCUUUUAUAUGAUCGCUAAUUAGCUGCCUUUUUUCUGACAAGGUGUGAUUAGGUGUCAGGAAGUAAGCCGCCAUCAUCACUAUUUAAAGGAGCAGACUUGUUAAAUUUAACUUGUAAAGAAUAAUGGGUUCUUGUGAUGAGUGAAGGACUUGAACCUGCACAUUCAAUGGUUGACAUGACAUGGUAGUUGUAAUUAUUAAGUUAUGAAAGGCCCCUGUUUUUUACUGGGUGUUACAAUUUCUGUUGCUCUCUUGCAUUGCUCCUUCAUAGCUUUCACAACCUGUUACAAGUAAUAAUAUUUAAUUAACAGCUGACUAUGGCAUACAUCAACUGAAAGAAUGGCUCAAUUUCCCACAUGUUUGCCAAUUUAAAUUGUUUGUUGGUGUCUAGUAGUAAAUAUCUGUUGUCAGUGAUACAUUUUCCAAUUAGUAAUAAGUUAUUCUUGUUAAUAAUAUCAAGAGAAAAUUCAUUGCAAAACUAUUUCUCAAACUCUUUUAUUCCUCAGGUACUUGUACAAACAGAAAGUGCCUAAUAUCUUUCAAGCCAGGUUAGUCUGCAAAAUGUCAACUAAGUCUGAUCUUUAUGUCAGUGCAAGCAUGGUGGGCUGGGUACUAAAUGAGCUGGUUUCGCACAUGACAACACGAAACUUGUGAGUCUUUGUCAUAAAUUUCUCAAGCUCUCUCAGUACAGCUCUCUCAGUAACUUGAAAGCAAUCUAGUAAUGAUUGACAUUUUAAGCAAGAAAUCAUACCUCUGUCAAUACAAAUCAUACUUAGGGCACAAUAUUGAGCAAGGGGCAUUUCAUGUCCUGAAGAAUAAGGGAAUUUAGUGAGAACAAGAAUAACAGUCUGACACAGUUAACUUGUAUAGGUGUUAGUUAACCCUUUAACUCCCAUGAGUGACCGAGGUAGAAUUUCUCCUCACGAUAUUAAUAUGGUAUCAACCAGAUAAGUGAUAAGAAUAAAGACAAAUAUCAGUUUGGGGAUGAUUGGUUGAUCCAAUACUAAAUUCUCUGAACUUACAUUAUAAGAAUUGUAAGGUGUCCAGUAAGGAAAGUUAUAAAUUUUAUCUGGGAUUUAAAGAGUUAACAUUGUUUUGUAUGGUGUCAAUUAAAUUGAUGCAACUAGUCAACUUGACUUUUCAUUUUCAGGAGCAUUUAUUCCAGGAUGCCCUGUGCAACCAGUUUGUCUUCACUUUCCAGUAAGAUAUCUUAUGUACGCUGACUUGUGGUAAUAUUACUUAAUAAACAAAAUUUAGAGGUCUUUGUAAAAAAUAAGUUUGCCGCUUUUUGAAAUUUAACCAUUAAUUUUCAUAGCAAGUUUGUGUCAUUGACAGUUGCAAAUGUCAACUGUAAGAUGUGAAACCUGGAAACAACUGAAAUGUGUACAAAGUAGAUUAAAAAAGAAACUAACUGACAAUUACUUAUUUUAGUUAAGGAUUUGUCACAUUCUCAAGAAGGCAAGCUCUAGAUGGCCCUAGAAAAUGAAAAGUGAUUCCUGUUGAUGUUACAAAACCAUAAUUGAUCUUUAACCUGAGAUAUUCAUUUACAUACUUAUACCUUUUUUUUUUUUCUCUCUUUUAAUUUUAUAGGAUUUAUAUGCUUGGACUUGGGAUGGACCUGGAGCGUAAGUUAACCAGAUAUGAUUUCUCCAUGCUGCAUAUAAUCAUUUACCAACUGAAGAGAAAUUGGGUGAUUGGAAAGAGAGGGGGGCAAUCAGGGCUUCUGCGUGGAGAUACUGAUUUCACAUUAGAAGUUAAUCUUUUGCUUGAGGUGAAAAUUAAAGUUUUUUUUUUUUUUUGUUUGUUUGCACUGGGAAUUUUGCUUCAAGAAUUGCUGUCAACUUUCUUUUCUUGGAUUUCAUUUCCAUGGAAAAAUUAAUCUGGGAGUUGUUGUCUGUUCUAUUUCUUUCAUUCAGAAUAUGAGAUCAUAAUUAGUAUGUAUGAAGGUGCGCUGAGAACCAACUUCUUUCUGAGAUAAAGAAUUGUGGAAUAAGAAGAAUUGCCAACUGACUUAUUUUCAACAUAAUCUUGAAUUACUUGACUUGCAAGGUUAAAAAUGAAUUAUUUGCACCAUAAGAAUAUCUUCAAAUUUUUAUUUUGUACAGGUUGAUAUUGGGCCUGUUACUUAUGUGUCAAGUGAAUAAUGAAGCUGAAGUAGAGGUGAGACUUUCAGCAGAGUAUCUUUACAAUAAGUUAUUAUUCAUCUUCACUUUGGUGUGCAAUGGUUACUGGUGUUGACAAAAUUCAUUAGUUAUUCAUUACUGAAUAUCACAAUUUUUUUCCUAACAGUUUUUGCCUGUUUGGAAUCCAACAGAGGAGGUAAUUGCAUGUGUUCAAUAGUGCACCAUUUUCAUUCAAGCCAAGUUAAAUGUCAGUGUCUUUCUAACACUCCACUGAAAUUUGUGAUUUCAGGAAAAGGAGAAUCCUAAACUGUAUUCAGAACGUGUGCGAAAGUCUAUGGCAAGGUAUUUUGUUACUUAGUACUAUUAUAGUUCAAACUAAAUGUUGUUCCCUUACUGACCAAAUUUCUGCUGGAAAAACUUUUUUUCCUUGUAAAGGGACUGACCUACAUCAUGAUUAAAUUACCCCCUUUCUUGCUCCCUUUUUGUUUUUGGAGGGGGGGGGAGUGGUGGGGGGAACUGAUAGUAGUGACAUUUUUUCGAAGAAGAAAUUUAAACUUGCUUUAGUUAAUUUUAUGGUACACAAUAGGUUCUGAUUUAAAUUCAGUAACAAUUUUUCAUCAGAUGUUUGAAUGUUCCUGUGACUGGUCAUUCAUUUGAAGACACUUUACUUAUGGAAGCGGCAACAAAGCAUGGUUUACCAUCUGAAGCAGGAAUCAUUGAAUUUAAGGUCACUGCUACUAAACUAGGGUAAGUCUCCUUUUGUUAAUGAUAUCUGAUUUGUUUGUGGAAAAGUUACAAAAAAUGUCAUUUUUACCGACAGGGUAGGACAAGGGUGAAGUUGGUUUUUUUCAAUUGAGUUGAUAAUGUAAAUUGGCUGUAGUAAAGAGUUUUGAAAGCUGACAUUUCAAGCAUUAACAAAUGACAAAGGGCUAACAUCAGCUUUCAAAACUCUUUACAGUGACCAAUUUAAAAUGUCAAUUCAGGUGAUAAAACCAAAUUAUCUUGUACCCCCCUCCCCCACCCACAGAUGCAGUGCCAUAGUUUCUCUCAAAGCUUACUGCCUUUGAACAAAGAGAUGAGUCAGUGUCCUUUUUUUGUCAUAAGCACAUUUAGACAUCAUGAUGAUGAUGAUGAUGAGGAUGAUUAUUAAUCCUUUAAACCCUUACAGUGACCAGCUUGUAAUUUCUCCUUACAGUCAUACUGCUGAGUCAUUUAUUAAGAUCAUGAGAAUAAAGGAAAUGCCAACUCAAGAAGCUUUGAUUGUUCAUCAAAUUCUCCUUGUCAGUACUAAAGGAAAAUGUAUGGAGAAGAGUGUGGAGAAUAUAGAUACUGAUGUUAGGUUGUAAAGGGUUAAUCCUCAGUUUAUUACGGUUUUGAGUGCAGGGAUUUUCAUGGUACGUUUUUGUCAAGAAUGAAAACGGAAUCAAAUGAAAAGUUGAUCAGUUAUUUUCAUCUCAGGAACAGUUUGAUAAUAGCUAACGGUCACUGCUACAGAGCUUGUCACUAAUCUAAACAAGGAAACAUGUUGCAGUUGUACUUCUCCCCAAUUGCAGUCUAAUGCAGCGGAUACAGGACCUGCUGACAGAUGCAAUGCUGGUUGUGCCCGAAAUAAACUUAUUUUCUCCUGUUUGUAGAAUAAAUCUGGAUACUGUGAAGGAACAUCUGAAAAUGUUUGCCGUCCUGGAUUCAGAUAAGGAUGGUUACAUUUCGUUGAAGGACUUUGCACUCCAUUACAAGUUGCCAACGUCACCACAAUUAAGGGAGCUCUUUUCAGUCUUUGACAGGGUAAGAGUUCAGUUGAAGUAGAAAAUACGUUACUGUAGUUUAUCCAUCCUUAUGUUAUCAAUCCACUACAUUACUGUCAAACAGAAGUUGUCAGAAGGAGCAUAUCCAAUAGAAAUUAUCUGUUGAUUAUUCCUGUUUGGGUCUUUUGUAGGAAAAUAAAGGCGUCAUCAGCUUCAGGGAGUACUUAAUCGGAUCGGUUUGUUUAGCCAGGGUAGCAGCUAAGAAGGAGGUGGCCGGGAGCGCAUUAAAGGUAGUCUCUCAUUUGCUUUACUUAAUGGAAAAAUUUAGGUACAGCCUGCAUCAUAUCACUGUGAAGGCUAUGGGUCAGCUUUAUUGCCUUCAGUAGGCCUCUGGUCCGCGCCCGUUUUGGCCGCCAUGCCCAGUAGAAAAAAAAAAGGCCACGAAAUUUGUUGGAGAGGUUUCUAAGUGGUGACCUGUAUUUGGAAGUUUUGUAACAAGCGGUAAUGUGUCCAGUACUUCGUGUUGAUGGUCUAAAUGUCCAAGUCGUAUGCUAAAAGAGGAAGAAAUUAAAAUUUCUGUAGACGGCAAAUUAUAACGUUGAUGUUGGCCCUAUUUAGAAUUGGUGCAUCGAUUAGAGAGACGGUAGAACCCAUUUCUCAAGAAACCAGGCAGUUAUCGGUUUUCAAAAGCUGCUUUUUACAGAAUCUCGUGUAUGUAAUCAAGAUAGAGACAUUAAGAUAGUGUUGAAAUUCACAGAAUGAGAAUAUCACAGGAACUGAACACAAUGGAAUUUUCUUUUAUCUUAUUCCAGCAAUAACAUCCCAAAGAUUUAAAUUUAAAAUAAGGCUUCGGGUCCAUGAUAUCACCGAAACACGGGCCAUGUAACGGGAUCUAACGUCUAGCAAGGUUGUAUUCCAAACUACUCGGUAGCCCUGAGGCGGUAGCUGUUGCUGGUAAAAGCAAUGUUUAAGUACUCGUCAUUUAUGCGACACAAAUUCUUCAACCCUCAAUCAUCAGUCUUUUCAUUGCUGUUCUCUAUACAUUUUGUAAGGUGCUGACAAGGAGAAUUUGUUUUACAAUCAAAAGCUUCACUAGUUGGUGAUCAUUUCCUCAAUUCUCAUAACCGUAAUGUUUGAUUCAGGGGUAAUAUUGUAGGGAGAAAUUAGAUGCUAGUUACUUUUAGUGGUUUAAAGGUUGGUGAUUCAUACAUGUGGCACACAUUAUAACUCUAAUUAUUUAUCAAUUUUGUCAGGCUCUUCAAGAAUACAGCAAACCGACGCGCAAGAUGAUCUCUAGUAACCAGCAGGAAAGUAUUCUCAAGAGCGUGGUAAAGACUAUUGAUGACACCUACGCAGACAACCAUAACGUGAGGAGUAGAAAUGGUAGGUAUUUUUACUUACAGGUGAUUGGUGUUCAGUCUUAAUUUUAUUGUCAUCCCAAAGGUUUAUCAGCCACUCAGUCACUCACUCAGUCAGUCACUCAGUCAGUCAGUCAGUCCAUCAAUCAGUAAGUCACACAGUCAGUUUGUUUGCUAGUUAGCCAGCUGUUGGGUUAGUUAGUCAGUGAUCUAGUCAGUCAGCCAAUCAGACAGUCAGUCGGCCAGUUAGUCAAUUAGUUAGUCAGCUAUUCAGUAAAUCAGUCAGUUGUUCGAAGGGUGAAUUAGGCUGUCCAUUGGAUAAAACCCUAUGCGGUGGAUAUUGCAGUGAGUUUUGUUAACGCUUAUCCAAUUGACAAAGAUUUAUCUGUUAGUUAUCAACUCUUCACCGAGGCGGAGGCGGUCUGCCAGCAGUAAAUAUCCACCGCUAGCCACCGACACAGAGGUGAAUAGUUGUCUUAUUAUAUACUAAAACAGUCGGAUAAUAUAGCAAAAAGAGAUGAUUUUAACUCAUGUAUUCCUGCAACCAUUACAAUAUUUUCGGGCGCAAGUUUCUCAGAGGUAAAGGAUAUUCGGACGCUUCGACGUUAUCCAAUGUUUUGGUAUUAACUAAGUAGCGUCAUCCACCCUUUGAAAAACUGGGCCAAAACAGGUAGUUUGCCAUCAUCUCGUCUUUGUUCUUCGGUACGUUAGCCAGCCAGUCAGUCAAUCAAUUGGCCAGCCUGUCUAGUUGGCAGUAAGUCAAUCUGUUAAUUAGUCUUUUGGGUUAACAAUCUUUCAGUUAGUCAUUCUUUUGGCCAGCUAACUCAUAGUCGGUUGGUGGGUUGUUCUGUCAGUAAGCCAGCGUGCCAGUUGACAUAAUUUUUUUUUCGUCUUAUUCAUAUAAUCGUUCAAGUUUCUUGGGUGGCCAAUAUUUCUUUUUUCAUUCAGUAACGAUAACUACAUUCUAUAGUCGCAAACGCUAAUCACUCGUAUUUCAAACUUGACACAUUGUUGAAUACGGUAACUGAAAAUGACAAAAUUACAAACACGCGAAUGAGCAUAAAAUAACUUACAUCGUAUGAGUGAAAGUACUGGAAAACGACAAAGCGAAAUAAACAAGAACACUUACAAGACGAAUGUGACCAAACCAAAGACGAAAACAUGAAACCCAGAGCUAGAUAUGUAACGAUAAUUUUCGCAAACUAGACAACUAACCAAAUAAAUUACGCGCGAACAAUAUAUAUACGAUAUGCAAAUAAAUAUAACAAGCAUUGGUAACUGACAAAGGACACUAAUGAAGACGAGAAACUUAACACCUAACACGAAACUUUGAAACACCAACACUAAAAAAAAAAUGAUAAUACAAAUUCUUGCGCCUACACAUUCCUUUAAUCAUAUUUGUAUUUGCAGAAGAGUUCCAAGAAUUUCUUUCCAAUCACGAUGAACUAACUGUUUUGCUGUCAAGUGUGCUACCUCCAGUUGAAACUGGCGUGCAAGAGUCCAGACUCAUCUAAGAAUUAUUACUAUCAAUGACUGCACACUGAUAGUUGGAAAUCUCGACUUUUGUAUGAAAAAUGUUUUUAUAGGACUGAGUUAUCUCAAAACGAAAUGAGGAGGGAUAUGAAGCUGGGAAUAGAGCUACAAUUUAUCACCUGAAUGUAUUUGUAAAGAUGUGAGAUUUGCUUACGAAUGAGGCGAAUGCAAAUAGAAGCUGCCCUGUGUUGAGCCCUGAAAAUUGGAGUCUUCACAACGUGCGUUACAAUCAUUAUUUAUCAAUUUGUUCAAAUGGGUACAGAAUUUUGUAAUAUGAAAAUAUGUCAUAAAUGCAGCCCAUGAAAGUGCGUUAAUUAUUUAUUAUUUAAUAGCCAUCAAAAUUAUUAUCGAGUGGCUAAAUAGACGAUCAGAUUAUUUAUGUAAUUUUGGGUUGAAUGUUAUUUAGACAGAGCAAAUUUCCGGAAUUUGACUUUUUUUUAUUACAGUGUUCAUGAAAACGAAAAGAGUGCGAGAUCAAUGCGAUAAAUAUUUGAGGCCCAGUGCAAACUUACAAAUUAAUAGUAAUCUGUAAAAGUUUUUGUUUAUUUUAUUGAAGAGGAUUCAGUGGGACAAUUGCGAGCAUCGUCUCCAUUUAGUUUCCACUCGCUCUCGCAGCAUCGUCUGUAUGAUUUCCUUGUAGUAAUUCGCCAGGAGUUGUCUUUCUGGUUUAUUAUAAAGCAACUUACAAAUUGAAUUUGUCGAAAAUAGAUUCCAAGUAAUUAGAGGAUUGUAUUUGAAAAGAAAUCACAGAAUACUAAUCAAUGAAAGUGGUAAAUAAUAUUGAUAAAUGAUGUUGAUAAAUGAUAUGAAUAAAUAAUAUGUUAGACUAAAGUAAUUGACGAAAGCAGCUACUUGUUAGACACUGAGGGUAUUUCCUUGGUGUUGUAGGGUCAAGUAGUGUAAAAUCUAGAUUCAGGUUUCUUGGGUGAGCAGAAUUAAAUAAAAGUAGAAUGUUGACAAAUUUAUACAAUUAAUAGUACCUUGAAUUUAAUGAGAUUUGAUGAG
This is a messenger RNA of Pocillopora meandrina, 11465 nucleotides long. The record is from the annotation of a GenBank genome assembly. NCBI's taxonomy places the organism in Eukaryota, Metazoa, Cnidaria, Anthozoa, Scleractinia, Pocilloporidae.